Coregonus clupeaformis (lake whitefish) is the source of this 2019-nucleotide messenger RNA. Its product is annotated as gremlin-2-like. The record is from RefSeq and is a predicted model, not a curated record. Gene Ontology annotation, biological process: animal organ morphogenesis. The transcript is spliced from 2 exons. Lineage: Eukaryota; Metazoa; Chordata; Actinopteri; Salmoniformes; Salmonidae. Gene Ontology annotation, molecular function: BMP binding; receptor ligand activity. Bases 521 to 1024 code for a protein of 167 amino acids.
GAGAGAGUGAGUGUGUGUUAGGGAGGGAGAGGGCGAGCGAGACUUGCCGUGAUUUGUUUAGUGAUGAAAGCCAAUAGAAAGUCUGCUGGGUGAUAACAUCCACAUGCAGGUGACGGAAAGGAGCCAGAACACAGAGACCCUAACACAGCAAUACAGAGACACAGAGAGAGACCCUAACCCCAGGAACUCCGGCUGUCUGUGGGCAUCCAUACAGCUACUUCACCAGGACCCCGAAGAGAGCAGCGGACUGAUCAGGGUACAGACCAGCUAACAGACCGGCUAACAGACCAGCUAACAGACCAGCUAACAGACCAGCAUAGAAACUAUCAUCUGACAGAACAGCUGAAAAACCUCCGAACUGACCACCAAAAAAGAGGACCCAACAGAUGAGUGGACUGACCAGCGAAUAGACCACCUCAACUCCUGACCUCUGUCUCUGCUGGAAUACUUACCUAACCCUAACGCAGAGACAGACUGGGACGCAGAGAGAGAGGACGCUUUGGACACCCGAAACAAGAGGAUGUACAGGCAGUUUGUUCUGUCGGUCCUGCUUGCAGGAAUCCUGUGUGCGGUGGGCGGCGACACCCGCAAGACCCGCCUCCAAGGCGCCAUCCCCUCCCCCUUCAAGGGGAACGGCAACACCUCUGACAAACGCACCCGCAAACAGGAAAUACUUGCCUCCAGCCAGGAAGCUCUCGUCGUCACAGAGAGGAAGUACCUGAAGAGUGACUGGUGCAAGACCCAGCCGCUGCGCCAGACGGUGAGCGAGGAGGGCUGUCUCAGUCGUACCGUCGUCAACAGGUUCUGCUACGGCCAGUGUAACUCCUUCUAUAUCCCACGACACGUUAAGAAGGAGCAGGAGUCUUUCCAGUCCUGCGCUUUCUGCCGGCCGCAGCGGUUCACCACGCUAACCAUAGAGCUGGACUGUCCCGACCUCCAGCCGCCCUUCAGGCACCGCAAGAUCCAGAGGGUCAAACAGUGCCGCUGUGUAUCGGUCUCCGUCAGUGACUCUGGGAAGCAGUGAUCACUCUGUAUCCCUGCUGCCUCCAUCCCUUUAUCUUGGGACAAUCCCUAGAUACUGGCCAGAUAUUCCUCUCACCUCGCAGGAGACAGUUUGUACAAGACUUGAGUACAUGAGGGUGAGAACAUGCAUUUUAUUGACGACUCAUAGAAUGAGUAUCUAAAACCUGAAAAGGCCUACGCUUUAGAAGUACUGAGCAUGACAGACAUUACUAUGGAGCAGCUCUGUGCUAAAUCACACCAAGCACUCUACAUGAGACAAACUGUCAUUUCUACAACCCAGGCCGAAAAACCCCAUGACUAUAUACUCUGUAGUUCAAAGAUGGUGGAUAAAUUAAGAUGUCGUACUCGGGCGGUUUACCAUUGGAAAAAAAUUGUCCCAGUUCCAGUCUACUUAACUGGGUGUGUCUCCCAUAGACACCAAUGCAAUAGCAGCUGGGACUGGUUCCAGUCUACUUAACUGGGUGUGUCUCCCAUAGACGCCAAUGCGAUAGCAGCUGGGACUGCUCUGCUUAGUUCAUUGACUGUAUAUGAACCAGAAAAAAAAAGGAGAGACGUCUCGCUUCCUCUUCUGUCUCUGCAGAAACAGACUUACCUGGACCACAGGUCUCCUUCCUCAGCCUGUCAGUGAUGUGGGUCGUAUUCAAAUGGAAGAAAACUGACUGAAAUCAAGGGACUUGUCCAAUAGAAAAUGCUAAUGUUCAACUGCAAAACGUUUUGCUGAGGUGUGGCCUAAUGAAUAUGACCAUAAUUCCACAGAGGGACUCUGGUAGACAGGUUGUUGACUACAGGCUGACUGGGUUGGUAGAAGGGUUACCGCAGCAACAGUCUACCUGGGGUUCCACAGGCACGGGUUACCGCAGCAACAGUCUACCCGAGGUUCCACAGGCACGGGUUACCGCAGCAACAGUCUACCUGGGGUUCCACAGGCACGGGUUACCGCAGCAACAGUCUACCUGGGGUUCCACAGGCACGGGUUACCGCAGCAACAGUCUACCU